This is a messenger RNA of Melanotaenia boesemani (Boeseman's rainbowfish), 4294 nucleotides long. RefSeq names its product adhesion G-protein coupled receptor D2. The transcript is spliced from 24 exons. The record is from RefSeq and is a predicted model, not a curated record. Gene Ontology annotation, biological process: adenylate cyclase-activating G protein-coupled receptor signaling pathway; cell surface receptor signaling pathway. The coding region runs from base 304 to 3591 and encodes 1095 amino acids. Gene Ontology annotation, cellular component: membrane. Gene Ontology annotation, molecular function: G protein-coupled receptor activity. Lineage: Eukaryota; Metazoa; Chordata; Actinopteri; Atheriniformes; Melanotaeniidae.
UUACACCCACUUAUCGUCUGUGCAGCCUCCUCUGCAUCCUCCCUUCAUUGCUCCCAGGACUCGGCUACAAAUUACACAGGGUAGCACUCUUGUGCAGUUUGGAAGCAAAACAUACUUUGCUAAACUUUACAUGUUGUGGGAUUAGAAAAAAAAACAUCUCUUAAAGAGGGUGAAUGCAGCUUCAGCAGAGACGACACGACUGGAUUGAAAAAAGAAAACUGAAAAGAGUAAAUGAGGUAAAACAGUCGUUUUGUCCGUUCGAGCCACAGAAGAAGAAACGUCUGCUAAUAAAGUCUUUUCAGGAUGUUCUGGUUAUUGUUCUCCAGUCUGGGCCUGCUUGUUUUUGUUCAGAGCUUCAUAGUUGCCUUUACACUGGAAACCAGAACCCAAACAUUUGAUGAGCCUUACUAUGAGUAUGUCCCUGUUCGCCUGCAGUGGAUGUUUGCAAGACAGCUGUGUCACCAGAAGUCUGGAGCCUUAGCAGCCGUUUCCAACUCAGCAGAGAACCAAGAGCUCACAAGCUUUUUAAAAUCCUUGAACAUCUCUCAACCCGUGUGGAUUGCCAGGAAAGUCUCGACACAAUUGAAAACUUCCUCCUCAACUCUGAUUCUGGACUUCUCUGGACGCUCUGACAGGAAGCAUGCUCGUCUCCUGCACAAAUUCCCCUCCAUGGGUUCGGUGACCGUUUGCACCCAACUCCGCUUCGAUCCAAAUUACUUUGGAGUUUCCACAGUCUUCUCUUAUUCCAUCCCGUCCUACAUUAAUGAGUUCCAGCUCCAAGCAAACAUGAUCCAGGGCAAGUUUGUGCAGUUGGCUCUGCAGGUCCAUGGCGUUCAAGGGCCUUAUGAAGAUGCCUUCAGCCAUGACGACUCCUGGCACUCUGUGUGUGUUUCUUGGAGCCAGAAUGGUGGGCGCUGGGCACUAUAUACUGAUGGUCUUAUGGUCUCAAGGGGUGAAGGCCUAUACAGUACUGACAGCCUUGGCCCUGAUGGCCUUUUCAUUAUCGGCCAGGCGCAGGACACUUUUGGCUCCUUUAAGUCUGAUGAAUCAUUCUCAGGGAGCAUCACAGAACUGCACAUUUGGGAUAGAGUACUAAACAGCAGCCAAAUAUUCACCAUGGAAAAGGAGUGUUCACCCAUCUCCACUGGGAGGGAGUUCAAGUGGAGUGGAGCGGCCAUGAAAAUGGAGUCCUCCCUCAAAAAGCUGUGGGGAGACAGCCCAUGUCAAGAUUCGCUGUUGGAAUCCCUGUUGGUUGAAAGUUCUUUGCAGAAUCUAACGUUUUCAGUGGAGAUCUUUCGGAGCACUUCGUCAAAUGAAGAUUGCGGCAUCUUCGACCCUGUUAAGGAGAGCCCUGGCCUUGCAAAGUGCAACUCAAGCAGAGGAGCUGUCUGUCAGUUAAAGAAAAAAGAUUUGGAUGGUUUUAGUUUACCAAACUCACCAUUCUUCAGUAGGCUGAACAAUGAUCCCAUGACAAAACGGGUGAUAGAGGCGCUAAGUGUCAACGCCUCCUGGAACAGAGACCUGACCUUGUUGCAGCAGCUUACCAAGGCUGUCCUGAAUACAGUGGAGGCUAGUGGCCCUCCCCCCCUGACUUCCAGUGACGUUCUCUCGCUCACCCAGAUGAUUGAAAUGAUUGUAGCUAGCACUCACAAUGCAGAAACUAAUGCAGCAGGAGUCCUGGAGUCCAUUGCCACCAGCUAUGUAAAUGUUGCAAGUGUGAUGCUAGAGCCAGACAUGGCUAUACAGUGGAUGGGUCAGACGCAGGAUGGGGUAAACGUUGGACCAUUUACUAUAGUGAAGAGCAUUGAUAGCAUCACUGAAGCUCUGGCAGACUUGUUGUCUCCAGAGCGGAGAGGCUUCAGUCUUUCUACUAAGAACAUUGAUGUUCACAUGAAGUGGCAGAAACUGUCACAAGAGAGCCAGAAUCAAGUUUUCAAGCCAUCUGCAGUUGGCUCUCACAAGCCCAGCAGCAGCGGUCAUGAUGAGCUGCUUAUCCCAGACACCGAACUCCAGAGGAUAUUCACACUAGGAUGUGAGGAAGUGAUGUUUAUUCAUACCCACUACAGCCAUCUCAAUGAGAUCGUGUCAAAGGCAGAGGAGCCUGCACAGAGUCACCAAGAGAAAGAAAACAGAUUCCUCCCUGGUCUCCUGACCUCUGCUGUCAUAUCAGCCACUGUACGUGAUGCCUCAAAGGCCCAAACCAUCCCUGUUGCCAUCCAGUACACUCUUUCUUCUUCUCAUGUGGUGGAGUAUUCACAGAGAGUUUCUCCUGUGUGUGCCUUUUGGAAUUUUAGCCUGAUACAUGCUCAUACAAGUAGCUGGUCCAGUGAUGGCUGCUCUGUCAUCUUUGUCAGCUCAAGUGUCACGUCAUGCUAUUGUAACCACACCACCAACUUUGCAGUACUGAUGAAUUACUUGCCACCUCAGUGGAGUCCUGAAGAAGAGCUCAUUUUGACGAAGCUUACAUUCAUCGGUUCUGGUGCCUCUCUGUGUGCACUCGUGGUGACAUUGAUGCUUUUCACUGUUCUGGAUAUUCCCAAAUCAGAUAGGACAUCCAUCCAUAAGAACCUGUUCAUUGCUCUGAUUUGCGCUCAGGUGAUUCUGCUCUGCAGCGGCACAGCUAUUCACAACAAGGUGGCAUGUACACUUGUAGCAGCCCUCCUUCAUCUCUUCUUCAUGGCAGCUUUUAGCUGGAUGCUGGUGGAGGGUCUGCUGCUCUGGAGCAAGGUGGUUGCAGUCAACCUAAACGAGGAUCAUCAUAUGAAGUAUUACUAUCUCAUCGGUUGGGGUCUGCCAGUGCUGAUAGUCACCAUCACGUUAGCAUCAGCCUCAGGCAAAUACUCAGCUGAUGGCUACUGUUGGCUCAGUGUUCAGAAUGGCAUUAUCUGGGGUUUCGCUGGACCGGUCAUCUUCAUAAUUAUGGUUAAUAUCUUGGUACUGACCAGGGUGGUCAUGGUUACCAUCUCCACAGCAAAGAGAAGGUCCAUCAUGUUGGCCAUUGGCAGCAGUCCUGUGGAGCAAGCCUAUGAGCAAAUCAGGGCUGCAGUGAAAGCAGUGCUGGUGUUGCUGCCGAUCCUCGGACUGACAUGGUUGUGUGGCGUUUUGGUACCUUUCUCCAUUGUCAUGGCCUAUAUCUUCAUUCUUCUUAAUUCUCUACAGGGCUUGUUCAUCUUUCUGAUAUAUGGGGUGUACAACACAGAGGUUCGGAGUACGGUUAACAGGAUGAAGGAGAGAAGAAAAGCGCUUAAUUUUUCAAAUUGUGCCAGCUCCCGACCAUCAAGCUCAGUUACCAACUCUCGUCCUGUCAGUUUCCCACUUGGACAAACUCAAAGCCAGGAUGAGGAGUCAUACCCAUGCACCAACUCACCAGGCCUGGGGAUGGAGGAUGAGAGAACCAGGGGUCAUCAGUCCAUUCCCUGUGUUUCAGAAAAGUCCCUAAUCCAAAUCUCCAAAGGCACUCAUCUGGAUAGAAAGGACUCUCCUCCUGCAGAAGUGGAUGCCUUGCCAUCAGGUUGUAAUCUUCAUGUUCCCAUGGAGCUUGAGUUUUCAGCUUCCUGUUUCCCUUGUGGUCCUGAAUCUCUGAAAAGUUAGCGUCUUGUUAUGUAGACUGAGUUGGCUUGUGUGAUAAUGAUUUCUUUUUUUCUUUUUUGGAUUUUUUUUUUAUUGUGACCCUUUCUGUUGUUUUUUUGUUAAAUAUGGUGCAGUGUUUAAUCUUUUUCAUCAUUGCCCAUUUUAAUUAUGUCUCUUCUGUUACAUUCCUUUGUACUUUGUAUUAUAGUUCGAGUGAACAAAUGCUCUGUCUUUAACAUUUAUUUGUAAGUAUAAUCCCUCAAAUGAGUUUCUAACCAGACCUUAGAUUUUAAACUUUUGCUUGAAGGAAAUUGUUUUUGUUUAAUAAUUAAUUUGUUGUGUUUUUCUUUGUGUUUCAUGGCCUUUUGCUGUACAGUUAAUUAGUCAAUAUAUGGUAGAACUGAUUAACCAAUAAUAUUUGUGAGCUAUUUUGUAAAAUACACACUGUGAAACUGUGAUGUUUCCAAUUUAAUUCACUGAUCACAUGAUCAAAUAUUUAUACUAUAUAAAUAUUAGUUUCAGCUGUAAGAUAUUGGCCAGAAUGCAACAAAAAGUAACAUGAAAACUGACAUCUGCCUGUAGGUUAUUAUUAUUAUUAAUGUCAGAAUAAUAAUAAUAAUAAUAAUAAUAAUUAAAUGUUUUUCUAUAGGCUUUGUUUUUGUAAUUGCAUGUUGGGAAUUCUUUAUAUCAUAUUAAACAUUAAUUAGAUUCAAUCAAAGUGGGU